UUCGUGGGGCAAAUGGAACCUGCCAGAGGUUAGCAUCGCUAUGAGAUGCUUGCGUGCCACCCUGCUUCAAUGUAUGCUCUGCCUAAGCGUGAAACAAACAAGGCAAGAACCUUUAGAUUUCGAAUCAAUUCUACCCGAGAAUCCUUCCGAGUACGACAGUCUUGAUCCUCCAAAAGAGAACGGGAAACCUACCGUGGUCAGCUUCCACGUCACAGUUCUCAGCUUGGACUCUAUCGACGAAGGAUCAAUGACGUACGUGGCUGACAUCUUCAUGUCCCAGACGUGGCGCGACCACAGGCUGCGACUACCGCGCAACAUGACGGCCAAGUACCGGCUCCUGCCGGUCAGCUGGUUGCAGCGAAUGUGGAGGCCCGACACUUUCUUCAAGAACGCCAAGGGCGUCACCUUCCAAGAGAUGACCAUCCCGAAUCACUACAUAUGGCUGUACGCCGACCGACGCAUCCUCUACAUGGUCAAGUUGACCCUCUUGCUGUCGUGCGCCAUGAAGUUUGAGACGUACCCCCACGACACCCAGAUAUGCACGAUGAAGAUUGAAAGCAUCUCGUACACAACCGACGACUUGGUGUUCGCAUGGGAGGACGAGGUGCCCCUCGUUGUUGACGAAUCCAUCGAGCUGCCCCAGCAUAACUUGGUGUCAACGACGAUGGGAGACUGCACGCAACUAUAUUCAACUGGCAACUUCACCUGCAUCCAGCUCGUGUUCACGCUCAAGCGGCGUCUGGGCUACUACAUGUUCCACACGUACAUCCCUACCUGCCUCAUCGUCAUCAUGUCCUGGAUCUCCUUCUGGAUCAAGCCCGAAGCCGUGCCGGCCAGGGUCACACUGUGUGUCACCAGCCUGCUCACGCUGUCCACGCAGCACGCGCAGUCGCAGAAGUCCCUGCCUCCCGUGUCGUACAUCAAGGCCAUCGACAUCUUCAUGUCCUCGUGCACGGUGUUCGUGUUCGCCUCGCUCAUGGAGUACGCGCUCGUCAACAUCCUCAUGGGCGAGACAGAGGGCGACGAAGGGGCUCGUCGAAGGAGCAUCCGGAGUGUCGUCAUUUCGCCACGAAUUCCGGAGAACAACGCUAUGCCCAACGGAACUAAGCUUCCGAAGCCUCCCGAGACUAUUGCCGGAGAAUGCCGGCAGAGGGCAAUGCUCGUCGACAAGAUAAGCCGCAUUGUGUUUCCCACGUCGUUCGUCCUGCUUAACUGCAUCUACUGGUCCUUGUACAUCGACUCCUCCUGAGGACCACACGUGGGCGACACGGCUGCCGC
Molecule: messenger RNA, 1278 nt
Organism: Rhipicephalus microplus (southern cattle tick)
Lineage: Eukaryota; Metazoa; Arthropoda; Arachnida; Ixodida; Ixodidae
Product: glycine receptor subunit alpha-2-like
Biological process (GO): monoatomic ion transmembrane transport
Cellular component (GO): membrane
Molecular function (GO): extracellular ligand-gated monoatomic ion channel activity; transmembrane signaling receptor activity
Source: RefSeq, a predicted model, not a curated record